Molecule: messenger RNA, 1281 nt
Organism: Rangifer tarandus platyrhynchus (Svalbard reindeer)
Lineage: Eukaryota; Metazoa; Chordata; Mammalia; Artiodactyla; Cervidae
Source: the annotation of a GenBank genome assembly
AUGGUGCUGUCGGUGCCGGUAAUAGCCCUGGGCGCCACGCUGGGCACGGCCACCAGCAUCCUCGCGCUGUGCGGGGUCACCUGCCUAUGCCGGCACAUGCACCCCAAGAAGGGAGUGUUGCAGCGAGACCUGGAGCCCGACCCGGAGAAGGCGAAGCCCAGCGUGCUCCGGUCCGCCCAACAGUUUAACGUCAAAAAGUCCACAGAGCCCGUCCAGCCCCGAGCCCUCCUGAAGUUCCCAGACAUCUAUGGACCCAGGCCAGCCGUGACGGCCCCGGAGGUCAUCAACUAUGCCGACUACACGCUGAAGACCACGGCAGAGCCCGCUGCACCGGCCAGCCCCCAGGCCCCAAAUGACAGCCGCCUCAAGAGGCAGGUCACGGAGGAGCUGUUCGUCCUUCCCCAGAAUGGUGUGGUGGAGGAUGUCUGUGUCAUGGAGACCUGGAACCCAGAGAAGGCCGCCAGUUGGAAUCAGGCUCCCAAACUUCACUACUGUCUGGACUAUGACAGGCAGAAGGCUGAACUAUUUGUGACUCGUCUGGAAGCUGUGACCAGCGACCACGAUGGAGGCUGUGACUGCUACAUCCAGGGCAGCGUGGCCAACAGCAUGGGCUCCGUGGAGGCCCAGACGGCCCUCAAGAAGCGCGAGCUGCGCACCGCGUGGGAGGAAGGCCUGGCGCUCCCCCUGGCGGAGGAGGAGCUCCCUGCAGCCACCCUGACGCUGACCCUGAGGACCUGCGACCGCUUCUCGCGCCACAGCGUGGUCGGGGAGCUGCGCCUCGGCCUGGAUGGGGUGUCCGUGCCCCUGGGGGCGGCCCAGUGGGGCGAGCUGAAGACUUCAGUGAAGGAGCCGUCUGCGGGGACGGGAGAGGUCCUUCUCUCCAUCAGCUACCUCCCGGCUGCCAACCGCCUACUAGUCGUGCUGAUUAAGGCCAAGAACCUCCACUCUAACCAGUCCAAGGAGCUCCUGGGGAAGGAUGUCUCUGUCAAGGUGACCUUAAAGCACCAGGCUCGGAAGCUGAAGAAGAAGCAGACAAAACGAGCCAAGCACAAGAUCAACCCCGUGUGGAACGAGAUGAUCAUGUUCGAGCUGCCGGAUGACCUGCUGCGGGCCUCCAGCGUGGAGCUGGACGUGCUGGGCCUGGGCGCCGAGGGUCAGAGCUGCAUGCUCGGCCACUGCAGCCUGGGCCUGCACGCCUCGGGCUCCGAGCGCAGCCACUGGGAGGAGAUGCUGAAGAACCCGCGCCGGCAGAUCGCCAUGUGGCAUCAGCUGCACCUCUAG